AUCCCCGCAUGGCGCUUGUUACCGUCUGCCGGUCUCCGUCGGGAAGCGGCCGCUCUACGCCCACCGGCGGCAAGGAUGAAGAUCUUCCCAGGAAGAGACAGCUGCAAAGACGACACAGCUUCGUCAUGGUCAAAGGAGCUGCUCUGCUUCUGCAAGAAGAAGAAAAGCUUGAGGCUUUGCAGGAGAGCCCAGCCCCUUCUGGCCACAAGCAGAGUGGGAAUGCUGCAGGACAGCAGGAGCUGCACUUGCAGCAAAUGGUGGAGCUGCUGCGGCCGCAAGAUACCAUCCGCCUGGCUGUGAGGCUGGAGUCGGCUCGAUCUCACAGAAUCCGGUACCUGCUGGUUGUGUCAGCACUGGAGAGGGAGAGCAAGAGUGAGAUGGUGCUGCUUGGAGUGGACUUUCCUGAAGAAAGCUCGGCUGCCUGCACUCUGGGGAUGGUGCUGCCACUCUGGAGUGACACCCAGGUCUUCCUUGAUGGCGAUGGGGGAUUCAGUGUGACAUCUGGGGGGCAGACACGUAUCUUUAAGCCCAUCUCUGUCCAGACUAUGUGGUCAGCACUGCAAGUACUGCACAAGGCAUGCAGUGAAGCACUCUGCUACAAUAAUUUCCCUGGUGGCAGUGCGUUGAGCUGGACUGAGUGGUACCAGAAGGCGGUGACCUCUGAGCAAAGUUGCAUUAAUGAGUGGCUGGCCAUGUCUGAUCUGGAGUCUGUGCGGCCCAGUUCUCCUGCAGUCUCCUCUGACCAGCCGACAGCACAGGAGAUGACAGAGCGGAUGAUCCGGGCCAAGCUGCGUGAGGUGAUGGCCACCACUGACCUGGAGAGCAUCACCUCCAAGGAGAUUCGCACAGAACUGGAGCACCGAGCUGGUUGCAGCCUGGAGGACUACAAGGAAUUUAUUGAUAAUGAGAUGUUGCUCAUCAUGGCUCAGAUGGAUCGGCCAUCCAGGAUGUUUGACCACCUCUAUCUGGGCUCUGAAUGGAAUGCAGCUAAUCUUGAGGAGCUUCAAAGGAACAACAUCAGCCACAUCCUCAAUGUAACCCGUGAGAUUGACAACUUCUUCCCAGAGCAUUUCACAUACAUGAAUGUGCGGCUCUAUGAUGAGGAAACUGCACAGCUACUGCCACACUGGAAGGAGACCUACAGUUUCAUUUCAGCUGCCCGGGUACAAGGCUUGCGGGUGCUGGUGCACUGCAAGAUGGGCGUGAGUCGCUCUGCCUCCACAGUCAUCGCCUAUACUAUGAAGGAAUACGGCUGGUCACUGGAACGGGCCCUUUGCCAUGUGCGGGAACGGCGUCCAAUCGUCCACCCUAAUCCAGGCUUCAUGAGACAGCUGGAGCUUUACCAGGGGAUUCUGGAUGCCAGCCGACAUAGCAGCCUGUGGGAACAAAAGGUGGAAGAUGCUCAGUCAGAAGUUUCUUCAGAUGUAAGUGAUGCCAGCAGUGAUCCUUCUGGAAGCCCAGACUAUGAGACAAUAAGCUCAGAAGAAGAACCAGAGGAGCCAGUGACAACCCCCCAGUAUUGCUUUCGACCUCUGCAGGAACCUCCUGAAGAACCCAACUGGCCUUUAGACCUACCUGAUGCCACCAGACUUAGUCUUCUGGAGACAGAGGAGCCUGGGGCAUCAGACGACUCAGGGGCUGAGGAAGUGCGAAGACACCUGGCUACAAUGAGAGUAUCAGAGCAGUCAGUCCAGCCCCGACGAGAGCGCAUUAACCUCUACGCAGUCAUGCGCAGCAUCAGUGAGAUGGAUAGCCCAGAACACAUCCCCAUGCCAGUGUGUGCCACAGAAGAGGUAAGGGUGUUUCUUCAUUCUGAGAGGAAAUCCCCUGUCACUUCCACAUCAUCCCCCUCAAAUGAAGAGAAAUUAAGAUCAGCAAAAGACUCUACAGCGAAACAAGGCUUGCCAGAAAAAGAAUGGGUGCAGUGUCGCAAGCCUGGACGCCAUGGGCGUAAGGCUAAGAGCCAUUCCCAGCUCUGCAAGCAGCUCUCAUACCACCCAGCAAAAGGCCGGGUGCGUAAAGUUGUCAGGCGCAUGGAAGGCCCCGUCCCAUUCUGCCACAAGCCCCCCUUACAGCACCGCCUCUCUGUGGCCCAACUGGCUGAUGCUGCCCUGGUGGUGAGCCGGGCCAAGGAGUUUGAGGGACAUACAGAUCCUGAAAGCCCUGAUCAGCUCAAGUCGCCCUCUCCACAAGAUCCCCAACCUGGUGAAGACAAUGCCCUAAGUCCUGGAUCUGGCUCUCGAUCCUGGCGGAUGGUGCGGCAGACCAGCAUAGACAUGGAUCCCAGCUCAGGAUGAAGACUUGUCUCUGCCUUCCCCCUCAUAUACUGUUGUUAAGUGGAGUGGUGCACGGAGCCCAGAGGCUGAA
Molecule: messenger RNA, 2367 nt
Organism: Euleptes europaea (tarantolino)
Lineage: Eukaryota; Metazoa; Chordata; Lepidosauria; Squamata; Sphaerodactylidae
Gene: SSH3
Product: slingshot protein phosphatase 3
Exons: 14
Coding region: 9-2297 (762 amino acids)
Biological process (GO): negative regulation of actin filament polymerization; actin cytoskeleton organization; protein dephosphorylation
Cellular component (GO): cytoplasm
Molecular function (GO): protein tyrosine/serine/threonine phosphatase activity; actin binding
Source: RefSeq, a predicted model, not a curated record